CCUGCCUCCUCUGCUCCCCACAUGUGUUUUGAGUCUAAAUUUGGCCGGUGACCAAAGUCCGCAAGUCAGACUCACAGAGCGGUGUGAGAUCCAGUCUCACUGCAGCAUCGAGCGAAUCUCCUGGAUAAAAGAUAAAAGGAUAAAGGACUCUGAAAAGUGUGCAGGAAUUUCCUGAGUGCUGGGCAGUGACUGGCGAGGGGUUUGUUUUUGGAAACCCUGACCCGGGGGCUGUGCGUCGGUCUGGAGACAGAGCCCCAUGCAGCUUUCUCAGAAAGGCUCAAUCUUCCUUUAUCUGUCUGACACACCCUGACUUCACAGAAGCCUGUAAGAGAAACAGAGAUGACCCAAGAACAGUGCACUCACAGGAACAAUGUCCAAAGCUCUGAGAAACCACACGUGUACAAAGUGGGGAUUUACGGAUGGAGGAAGCGCUGCCUCUACCUCUUCGUGCUCCUCCUCAUGAUCCUAAUCCUCGUCAACCUCGCGCUCACCAUCUGGAUCCUUAAAGUCAUGGACUUCACCAUCGACGGCAUGGGUAAUUUAAGGAUCACGGAGAAAGGUCUGAAACUGGAAGGAGACUCCGAAUUCCUCCAACCUCUGUAUGCCAAAGAAAUCCAGUCCAGAACAGGCACCCCGCUGUUUCUCCAAUCAUCCAAAAAUGUAUCUGUCAACAUUCUCAAUGGGAAGAAUAAGAUGGUCACACAACUAGUUGCAGGGUCUAGAGGAGUGGAGGCCCGGGGGAAGAUGCUGCAGGUGAGAUCCAGCGCGGGGAAGCUGCUGUUCUCUGCAGACGAGCAGGAGGUGGUGGUCGGAGCCGAGCGGUUACGAGUCAUGGGAGCUGAGGGCGCUGUCUUUACCGGCUCCAUAGAGACCCCCCACGUCAGAGCAGAGCCUUUCAAAGAGCUACGGCUGGAGUCUCCAACACGCUCCCUGUUCAUGGACGCGCCGAAGGGCGUGCAGAUCCUGGCCGAGGUGGGCGACAUCCAGGCCGUGUGCAAGAACGAGCUGCGCCUGGAGUCAAAGGAUGGAGAGAUCACUCUGGAAGCUGACAGGAUUAAGCUCCUCCGGCUCCCGGAGGGUAAGGCCUCGCUCACAGCCUCCAGACAGAACGUGUUCGAGGUGUGCGUCUGCCCCAACGGAGCGCUGUUCCUGUCCCAGGCCGGGAGCGGCUCCACCUGCCAGAUCAGCAACAGCGUCUGCCUGUAGAGACCUCUGAGUGACAGCUGUUCUCUCCGCUGAUCUCAGAUCAGUCCCAGUACCAGAAUGAUUAGGGUGAUCACCACAUCGCUGACUGUGAUCACAAGCCGUGCUUCUGCACUGCCCCCUCAAACCCCCCCAGAACACAACAGAGCACCUGUCUGAAGGGAGCUUAUAUUUUCAUUUCAUCCAGUGAAGAAAGGGUAAACAUUUUUUUCCUAAUAAUCUGAUGUAUUUGUCUUGGUUAUUAUUAAUAUUAUUGCGCUUUUAUUUUGGCUCUUUUUACCCCUGAGGGCAUGAUUCUGUAGGUUCUCUCACAGCUGAAUGAAACAUCAUGUCAUGUCUGAAGGAAGCAGCGGAGAUGAAACACCCCUCAGAGGUCACCCCCCCUUAGACGCCACCCCCUCUCAGACGUCACCCCUCUCGGACGUCACCCCUCUCAGACGUCACCCCCCCUUAGACGUCACCCCCUCUCAGAGGUCACACCCCUCAGAGGUCACACCCUCUCAGAGGUCACACCUCUCAGAGGUCACCCCUCUCAGAGGUCACGCCCCUCAGAGGUCACCCCUCUCAGAGGUCACCCCUCUCAGAGGUCACCCCUCUCAGACGUCACCCCCUCUCAGAGGUCACGCCCCUCAGAGUUCACACCCUCUCAGAGGUCACCCCUCUCAGAGGUCACCCCUCUCAGAGGUCACCCCCUCAGAGUUCACACCCUCUCAGAGGUCACCCCUCUCAGAGGUCACCCCUCUCAGACGUCACCCCCUCUCAGACGUCACGCCCCUCAGAGGUCACGCCUCUCAGAGGUCAGAGGUCAUUGUUGUUUGUUGUUGUAUCACAGCAGUUGGCAGCUGCAGGACUGGGUAAAGGGAUGUUUUAAUGGUUUACAGCUGAACUCGGGUCAAAAUAAAUCCACUGAGUCCGUAAAGAUUCAUAUUCAUGUUGAUGUUCAAGCUGUCCUACGCUCCUGUGAGACGUGGUUCCUCUGAGGUGAUCACCCUAUCUAUCCCCGUACUGGAGCAGAACCGACCCGACCCCCCCAACCCACUCUGUCCAAAGAGGGGGAGCCUGUGCCUUAUUCCACUGCACUUGUGAAGGAGAAGCACAUCGCUUCUGUCAAAGAGUUCAUCUUUAAAUAUUUAAAUAUGAGUUCAUAUUUACUGUUUCCACUCUUCUCAUUUCUGUGUACCAUGCAUAGGAAUGCAAAGAUAUCAGCCCAAACUCACCUGUAACUAAAGAGCCGCUUUAGAGCCCAGAGCAUUUCAUCUCUUUACUUCAUCUUCUUUUGGUGCUGUAAGUGAAAUUAUGGCAUUCUGAUGAAGGAGGUGAGAACAGGAUUCAUCCAUUUUACAGUUUGUUCUCUGAACAGAUCAGCAUCUCGUUAUACUGUUCAUGUGUAAAUACACACAAUCAUACCAAUGUUUUUUUUUAGAAUAAGCAAGGAUCACGGAAUAUGCCACAUUAUAAUUCCUGAGAAGAACCAUGCCCUCUUUUGAAAAUCAGUCCUGCAGGUUAACAUGUACAGUGCUGUAUAUGUGGUUUUCCUGUUGAGAUGAAAUGCUCUUGUUUUAUCUCACUCUCCGUUUUGUAAAAUAGUCCCACUAAAGGGUACGGUGAACACACAACUGUUCAUUUUAUUUUUCGUUUGGGAAAUGACGAUCUUUGCAUUCCUCGUGUGUUGUGUGAGUGCGCUCUGCCCAGAGCUUUUAUAUUCUCUCUUUUUAUUUUUAUUAAGUAUGUUGCAUUUUGUGCAAACCAAAAACUGGGGUGGCAGGUAUGAGGCAGUAGCUGGUGUGAAGAGCACACGGAGCGCACGGCUCUCUCUCACGCACUCGGUGUGUGGUCUGAACCAGAGCGCAUGGCAGGACUCGGAGAAUGAAUGUGACUUAAACCUCCACAUUGCCUUCCGCUGCUUUAUUUCAUCUUUUAAAAAUCAUUCACCACCCUGGUGUCACAUUCACCACCAGCGUGAAAUACCAGUUACCAGCUGUUUCAAAACAUAGCUUGAGCUGUUUUUUCAACAGGGCAGGUAUCAUAUUGAGCAGGACUCAUUACCCGCAUCUUUUUCUGCCAGACAGUCAUCACCUUGUCCAGCGACGCUCAGUGUUAAGGAGAUGGUUUAUAUUCGGUUUAUAGUAGCAACAUGCUACCUUAUCUUUCUACAGCCAUGUGACAUGCGGUUCCUUCAUAUCCACACUCUAAACUGCGUGCUUCAUUUCAGCAACAUUAAAGUGGCAAUCCUUAAUGUUUAAUAUUUUCAUGCUGACAUAUUUGUAGCAAUAUUGAUUCAGUGUUUUCUUCUGAAACUGCCCUUCUUUCUGCUAAUGUCCGCUGGUGCUUUCAGGUCCAACAGCAGUUCUGCUGAAACAGGAGAAGCUGGCAUGCCAAAGAGCCUUUACAAUUAGGUUUGAUAUGUUGCUUAAUAUUACCUUGUCAGAUGAAGUUUUCUUUUUCCAAAAUGCACUACAGCUGCUUUGCCUUCUAAGAAAUAAACACUAGAUGUGCUCCGAGCUUCUUUUCUAAUGGAACGCUAUUUGGAGAGUGAAAACAAUAAUAAUAUGUUAUAUUUAUAUAACAAAUAAUUUGUUUAUCCAAAGCAACUUACAGUUGAUUAGACUAAGCAGGGGACAAUCCCUCCUGGAACAAUUAAAAGGGGCUGAGAGCCUUGCUAAAGGGCCCAACAGCUGGGCUGAUCUUAUUGUGGCUACACCAGGGCUCGAGCAACCACCCUUCUGAGUUCCAGUCAUGUACCUUAGCCACUAGGCUACAGGCUGCCCCAGUCAUGUAGCUUAGCCACUAGGCUACAGGCUGUCCCAGUCAUGUACCUUAGCCACUAGGCCACAGGCUGCCCCAAUCAUGUACCUUAGCCACUAGGCUACAGGCUGUCCCAGUCAUGUACCAUUGCCACUAGGCUACAGGCUGUCCCAGUCAUGUACCUUAGCCACAAGGCUACAGGCUGCCCCAGUCAUGUACCUUAGCCACUAGGCUACAGGCUGCCCCAGUCAUGUACCUUAGCCACUAGGCUACAGGCUGCCCCAGUCAUGUACCUUAGCCACUAGGCUACAGGCUGCCCCAGUCAUGUACCUUAGCCACUAGGCUACAGGCUGCCCUAGUCAUGUACCUUAGCCACUAGGCUACAGGCUGCCCCAGUCAUGUACCUUAGCCACUAGGCUACAGGCUGCCCCAGUCAUGUACCUUA
This is a messenger RNA of Conger conger (European conger), 4393 nucleotides long. It is a transcript of the gene sgcd, whose product is annotated as sarcoglycan, delta (dystrophin-associated glycoprotein). Gene Ontology annotation, cellular component: sarcoglycan complex; sarcolemma. Gene Ontology annotation, biological process: cardiac muscle tissue development; heart contraction. The coding region runs from base 340 to 1206 and encodes 288 amino acids. Lineage: Eukaryota; Metazoa; Chordata; Actinopteri; Anguilliformes; Congridae. The record is from RefSeq and is a predicted model, not a curated record. The transcript is spliced from 8 exons.